AUUCGUUAAGAGAUGAGCUGUUUCCUCACAAAAAUCAUAAAAAUCCCCAAAAAAACAAAAAAACGGCCUCUUGUUCGCUUGCCAGUGUGGAGAUGCUCAUAGAAAGUGUAUGGGAGCGCUGCGUUAUGCAUUGAGUUGCUAACUUUGUAAGCUUCCGUGGAUAGAAGGGCUCUUAUGUAGAAGCCGACACCAGAGUGAUGACGUAUCCACGCUUCUUGAACUUUGAUUGAAGAUGUUAACGAUCACUUUCAUUGGCCUUGAAGUGUCAUCCCUGACAUUCCCAGCAUGAACACUGCUGAGCCGUAUGAACCCGUCCAGUACCACUGGUUCUAUAACCAAUUGGUGGACUCCAAAGACUCCUGGCAACCUUUCAGCAGAGAAGACUCACAGCGGCUGGAGGAUGCUUACAAUCGAGUUGGGAAAAGUGGCAAAGAGGAAGUGGUGGUGGCUACAGAAGGAAGGAGAUAUGAUGUCAGGCUGCGUGAAAGGAGACGGUAUGCUAUGUACUGGGAACAAGCGCCCACCGAGGUCAGGCGCUGCUCCUGGUUCCAUAAAGGCAGUAAAGAUAUAACCUACACUCCCUAUCCUGAAGAACUCAGUGGUAUUCUAGAGGACGCCUAUAUGAUUGCAGUUACCCUGGAUGAAUGGAAGACAAAUUUGGAGCUCCCAACAGGUGAAACUGUCAUCCUUCACAAUCCCAAGCUUAUGACACAGCAUCCAAACAACUUCAAGGACUUUCCCCCUUCCCCGACUGAGCGGGCUCAACCUAGAACACUAAAGAGAGGGAUUGAGAAUAUUUCAGUGGAGAUACCAGAGGGAGAACCAGAGAGAGUAGACCACCUAGUAUUCAUGGUUCACGGUAUUGGUCCAGCGUGUGACGUACGGCUCCGGGGCAUUGUCCAGUGUGUGAAUGAGUUCCGUAAUGCCUCCAACGGCCUCAUAAACAGUCACUUCAGGCAGGGUGAGGACACAAGCACAAUUGGAAGAGUAGAGUACCUUCCGGUCAACUGGCACAGAGUCUUGCAUGGUGAAACCACUGGAGUUGACAAAGACAUUGAGAGGAUCACACUUCCUAGCAUUAGCCGCCUGCGUCAAUUCAGCAAUGACACAGUGCUGGACCUUUUCUUCUACAAUAGCGCUACAUACUGCCAGACCAUUGUAGAUACAGUGGCCUCUGAAAUCAACCGUCUGCACAGCCUUUUCCUCCAGAGGCAUCCACACUUCACUGGAUACGUUUCCCUGGCAGGACACAGUCUAGGCUCAUUGAUCCUGUUUGAUCUCCUGACCAAUCAAGAGUCAAGUUCAGAAGGCACGGCACAUGAUGAGCUAGAGGAUCCUCACAUUGAGACAGCCUGCUGUUCCUAUGAGAACCUGGAGGAGGCGCUCAGGGACCAGGGGUUUGAGGAGCACCUCAAAGUACUGCAGAGAGAACAAGUGGAUAUGGAGUCCUUGAUGCUCUGCUCAGAGAAGGAUCUUAAAGAUAUUGGGAUGCCACUUGGUCCUCGCAAGAAGAUUAUGAACUAUGUGAAGAAAUGGAAGCACUCCAGAACUGGAGGUGGACAUGCAGCCCAAACUGAGACAUAUACCCCAAGUCUAGGGAUGAGAAGUGCUAGAGAACAUCAGAACCCCACCACAAGUGCAGUUGAUUAUCAGCAUUUUGAUGUUGGCAUUGGACAGGUAUCCAUUGAUUAUCCUCAAUUGGCCUUUCAUCCCCAAGCAUUCUUUGCUAUGGGUUCACCCAUAGGAAUGUUUUUGAUUGUUAGAGGUCUGAAGAGGAUCGACCCUAAUUAUAGCUUCCCUACCUGCAAGAGUUUCUACAACAUCUUCCAUCCUUUUGACCCAGUGGCAUAUCGAAUCGAGCCCAUGAUUUUGCCUCCAGAUGUGAACUUACCACCCAUGUUGAUGCCCCAUCAUAAAGGCAGAAAGAGGAUGCAUCUUGAGCUGAAAGAUGGACUGACUCGAGUCAGUUCUGAUUUACUGGGCUCACUGCGCAUGGUUUGGCAGAGCAUUUCUCAAGUACCCACACCAGCGCUUGCAGAGGGUGGAGUCAAUUCCAUGUCCCCUGCAGAUGAAGCAGAAGUCUCUCCAAUGGAACAGGAAGAUGGGAAGCUCACCAAGGUUGGGAUGUUGAAUCUUGGGCAACGUAUUGAUUAUGUUCUUCAGGAGACACCAAUUGAGAGUUUCAAUGAGUACCUGUUUGCAAUACAGAGCCAUUUGUGCUAUUGGGAGUCAGUGGACACAGCUCUGUUGGUUCUGAGAGAGCUUUAUGCAAACAUUCCUUCAAGAUCUCAGUCAUAGAUGUUCUUUCCUGAUUGUCACUGUAUAUGCCUAUUGUAUCCACCAUUUUCCUGACCAACCUCUGGGCGGCACUAUGAUGAUUCUGAUUGCCCCUGGACUGUUUUUGGUUCCAGUCUCCAUAUUCAGACAGAGAAAAACCAUUCAGGCUCAACUUGUGCAGUUGUUGGCUGUCAUAACAACUCUUAAGUAGUUAAUAAUAUCAAUGUAACUAACUUCGGGCCAACAUCUACCCUCUCGGGUGAGGCACUGUCAUAAGACGGUCAUCUUUGUAAAGUAUCGGCACUAUGGAGCCAUAUGUUUUGUUUUUUCAAAUUUAAUACACUAAUCAUCACAUUAUCUGCUAAAAACCUACUCCGGUGCGAGUGAAAACACUGAAGACCAGAAGACAAAAGCAGGUAUCCAUUAUGACACUUUCGCGUUCAGGACAAAUGUGGAUAAUACUGACAAACUUUAAAGCACAGUCCACCAUAAGUCAAGUAAAUAACUCUGUGGAUUUUAACUAAUAAACAGCCUAAAAAUGUAGACUUUGAAUUUGGAAUCUCACCUGAAGAGUUGCCAGUGUUGGGCAAGCUGCUCAAAAAAUUUAGCAAACUAAGCUACAAACUACUCAACAGAAAAAUGUGUUAAGCUAAGCUAAAAGCUACACUUCAGAGAAAGUAGCAAGUUACACUACAAGCUACAUGCCAAAAGUAGCUUGCUACAUUUAAGCUACUUCAUAUUUUUUCAACCGCAGAUGCACGGAGCAUACCGUUAUAGACAAAGCACCUAAAAGACAUAUUCAUAUGAUGUUUAUCAAAGCCAUGGUACCAGUGGCCGAUUUAGGCAUGGGCGACAUGGGCAGUUGCCCAGAGCGGCAUCUUGCGGGCGGGGCAGCACGAGGCACCCUCACAGAUCCCCCCCCCCCCAACAACUUUGGGGUGUGUUGAAGUGGGUUUCGCCCAAGGCGCCAUACAAGCUAGAACCGCUACUGCAUGGUACAGUAUAAUACAGUUUAAUGCAAGGAGCAAAACAUACCGGUAUGUGCAUGUAAAAACAAACAAAAAACAAACAUGUAAAUUCAUUUUUAGACAUGCUACUUAUACAAAUCCAUGUGUUCAACAUUUAAAGUCACUAUUUUUACAUUUUAUUUUUCAUAUUUAUACUACUACCUCUACAAACCCAUACCCAUUUAAACAUAAUUUCACUUGCACAUUCCUGUAUGUGUACUAUGCGAACAUACAGUAUACUAUUCAUCUAUUCAAUACAGAAGUACAGCAGCUAGACACAGAAUUACAGGAUAUAUCAGAGGCCAAAUUUCUUGUGUGUGUGUGAGCACAUCAGGGCAAUAACAAUGUGUUUUUGGUGGUAUCAGUAAUAUAGUACUUUGAUAUAUAGUUACCAUAUUUAUGUACCAUUCUGUAUUUACAUGGUACUUCAAAGUACUUCAAAGAAUACCAUGUUACUACCAUGGUAAAUUGAUAUAUGAUUACCAUAUUCAUUUACUAUUUUAUUUACAUGGGGCUUCAAAGUAAUUAAAAAAAAAUACCAUUGUACUUUGCUAUAUGAUUACCAUAUUCAUAUAUCAUUGUAUUAAUAUAGUGCUUCCAAAAAACAUGGUAAUGCCAUGGUACUUUUUUGUGCUUUUGUGUAGGCUAAUACGUGUUUUGAUACUCUUUUGGUUGGAAAAUGUAUUUACCUGCAGAAGUCGUUUACAAGCUGCACACGUGUUGAACUUUAUAAAGACCUUCAUGACUGGCAAAUGUUAGGACGCAUUUGCAGGUUUGAUUUCCAUUGAUUGUAGAUCCGCUGCAACCAGCGGUAUCUUUAUUUUUGUUAUAAAAUACUCCGUGAGCUUUUUGAAAAGUGAGAGCGCGCGUAAAUGAUUCAGCAGUGCGCGCGCAAGCUUUCUGAGGCAUUCAGAUUGAAUCGCGAACCGAUUCACGUGUGACCAAUUCAUUUUAAAGAACCGACUCAGAUGAGCGAUUAAUUUGUGAUCGGACAUCUUUAGUUUUGAUUCAAAACUGGCGAUAGUAAACACCGGGUACAAGGCAUGAUGUAGCGGUGUAGCUUUUCUCAACGCUACGCCGCUACAUAGUCAAAAAUGUAGCGUCGCUACUGAAAACGUCUUGAUUUAAAAACAAUCGAAGCUACCACAUUGCUACUCAGAAAUUUAGUUAAGCUAAUACUGCCCAUCACAGAGAGUUGUUGAGUAUUACCGUGUUGUUGCCAUAUUCUCAAGGCAGGCUUCAUGAUCCACUCUAAUGUCCCUUUGUGCAUUGUAAUAGAAACCUGAAUGUAACUUUUAUCUAAAAUAUUAACUCAUUGUAAACUUUGGUCAGUGGUUUUCUAAUUUCGAAAUUGAUUAACUAAGAAAUAUUAUAUUCCUGAUAUGUUGGCAUUUAAAAAUAUAUAUAUUAUUAAACUUCUAACCCAAAAUGUA
This is a messenger RNA of Myxocyprinus asiaticus (Chinese sucker), 4717 nucleotides long. RefSeq names its product DDHD domain containing 2 (gene ddhd2). The record is from RefSeq and is a predicted model, not a curated record. The transcript is spliced from 17 exons. Gene Ontology annotation, cellular component: COPII-coated ER to Golgi transport vesicle. Gene Ontology annotation, molecular function: triacylglycerol lipase activity; metal ion binding; protein binding. Lineage: Eukaryota; Metazoa; Chordata; Actinopteri; Cypriniformes; Catostomidae. The coding region runs from base 286 to 2298 and encodes 670 amino acids.